Molecule: messenger RNA, 837 nt
Organism: Phaeoacremonium minimum UCRPA7
Lineage: Eukaryota; Fungi; Ascomycota; Sordariomycetes; Togniniales; Togniniaceae
Product: putative short-chain dehydrogenase reductase sdr protein
Exons: 1
Coding region: 1-837 (278 amino acids)
Source: RefSeq, a predicted model, not a curated record
AUGUCUCGCCCAUGGAUUCUAGUGUGCCCAUCCAGCCGUGGAGUCGGGUACGCCCUGACGCGACACCUCCUGAAGAACACCACAGCCCCUAUUCUGGCGACGGCUAGGGGCGACCCCUCGUCAGUGAAAAAAAACCUCCUCAAGGAUAUUUCCGACUCUGAAGACUACUCGAAUCGGCUGAGCGUAGUACAGGUCGAUGUCACCAAAGAAGACACUGUCAAGGCGGCUUCAAAACAGGCCAAGGAGUUCUUCCCGCCUGAUACUCAUCAUCUACACCUUGGCUUCGCCAUCCCGGGCAUCCUUCACGCCGAGAAGUCACCACAGCAAGUUGACCUCGAGAAGGCGCUCAUGACCUACCGCGUCAACACAUUGGGACCGCUGCUGCUGAUGAAAUGGUUCGAGGAGUUCCUACCACGCAAAAGGACCGAGUUCGCUCUGAACGACAGUAAGGGAAGCGAUUCACAGAAGGAUGACAAGGUUCGCUUGCCCGAUCAUGCUGUGUGGCUCAACAUGAGCGCACGAGUAGGUUCUGUUAGCGACAAUCGCCUAGGCGGAUGGUACAGCUAUCGUAGUAGCAAGGCGGCGGUCAAUAGUCUCACGAGAAGCUUCGAUGUGCAGCUAUACGCGCGGAGCGGUGAUCGUGCGAUGGCCAUGGCAUAUCACCCCGGGACAGUGAAGACGGACUUGAGCAAGGACUACUGGGACAGCGUGGAAAGGGAUCGCCUGUUCAGUCCCGAGGACGCGGCGAAGUAUCUGGUGGAUGUGGCCACAGGCAGAGUUGGACUCGAGGGAAGAGGGAAAUGCUGGGAUUAUAAGGCUGAGGAGGUCCUACCCUGA